UUAGAAACACAAGGACACUAGCAUCCAUAAGCAUUUCAUUUGAACUGUAAAUGCGGCACUGUAUAGAUCCACCAUUCUAAUUAGACACACCGUCAAACACAUUGACGAGCUGAGGAGAACAAUGGGUGUUCUGAUAGAGUCGUGGUGUUUCUGCAAGGGAGUAGGCAAGUCGGAGAGAAUGAAGGCCGCCAUUUUCACAGGCAAAGGCCAGGCGAUGGCGAUUAUAUGUAGCGCCGGGAGAGAAACCUGCGGUACUGGAUUUCUAAUUCAUCGGAGUCUGCUUCUGACUACUCACGUCAACAUUCCUUCUGUUGCUGCUGCUGAAAGUUCGGAGAUCCGGCUGCAGAAUGGCGUUGCUGCGAGCCUAGUUCCUCACAGGUUUUUCAUCACCAGCUCUGUCCUAGAUCUUACAAUAGUGGGUUUAGAUUCAGUGGAUGGAGACUCGAAUGCCCAUGGUCAGCAGCCUCACUAUUUGAAGAUCUGUUCCAAACCAAAUAUGUUUCUGGGCAGUGUUGUAUACCUUUUAGGUUAUACAACAAAGAAAGAAUUAAUAGUUGGUGAAGGAAAGGUAGUGAUAGCCACUGACAAUCUUAUAAAACUGUCAACUGAUGAAGUUAUAUGGAGUCCUGGGUCUGCUGGUUUUGAUGUACAUGGUAAUCUUGCAUUUAUGAUCUGUGAUCCAAUGAAACUAGCCACAUCACCAAACACCAAAUCUUCUUCAACUUCAUCAUCAUCCUCAUCGUCAAUGAAGAAGGAUUCUCCAGUGCAAUUUGGUAUCCCCAUUCCCAUCAUCUGUGAUUGGUUAAACCAGCACUGGGAAGGCAGCCUUGAUGAACUUACCAAGCCUAAGUUAGCUCUCAUUAGACUCAUGUCUACAGGCCAGAAGACUGACCACUCAUGUGCUUCCUUCACACUUCGCCAGGUUUUCAAGCCAACUGCCAACAUUGAUGGGAUCCCAUCUUCAUCAAAUAAAAUUUUGACAGCUAGGAAUGAGCUAGGACCAAGUUUUUCUGCUGCAGCAAACAAUGUUGGAGAAGAAGCCAAUGAUCCUCAUGUUUCCCAUGUACAGGGAAUCCCAACUCCAGAAAUAUAUGAAUCGCCAAAGUUUACUGCAGUUCCUGUACGAAAGAAAGAGAAUGUGAAUAUCCAGCUUCUGGAUAUUAAUUUCCCUCCAAAGGUUUUGAAAGCUACACUCUUACCCCAAUCGAUGAAACAGCUGCUCUCAGUUUCUGGCGAGAACUGUGUGGGGGAAUUGCCUCUGGAGAGCCCAUUCCAAGAAGAACCAAUCAAUGAUAGAAAACUGGCCGACCAUGCUGCAGAUGCCGAGAUAGCCUCUAUAGGUUCUGCAAAUGGUGCCCAAAGUGAGGUCCACUCUAGUUGCUCCCCAAUCGAAGUUUCAGAAAUGUGUGAUGGGUACAGUAGCGAGGGAGAGACUACCAUGUACUCUGCAGAAACUGCAGAGAGCCGAAACUAUACGAGUCCCAGAGAGGAAAAAUCUAAGCAAGUAGGAAGGAGCCAGAGUUGUGUGAGUUACAAUAGAUGGGGAGUUGUCCACAAGAACCCCAUGGCUCGCAGGGAUAUGCUUGAACAGCAGGGGAGCUUCAUUCAUGGCAGGAAGAUGUAUUCUCAAGGGGCAACUUCGCAGAGAAGUAAUGACUACUUCAGCCCAACUGUCUCCUCUGUCAUGAAGAAGCGUAACAACUUGCAGCAGCCAACCAGAGCCCAGCUCCCAACCAGAACUCGGCAGCAAAGUGCGGUUCAUUCGUCUGGGAGAUGGAUGUUUUGAUUGAUUCUUGACAAGUUUGAUACCCAAAAGAGGAGCAACAGCGAAGAUAAAUAGUUUGCUUAUAAGGUUUGAACUCAGUUUCCAUUUACAUUAUCCACACUGUAACCAAGUUGUUACCAUGUUCAGAAUAAUAUGAGAUGAAAAAGAAAAAGAAAAAGACAACCAGGUUAAGGUUGUAGACCAGAUUGUUGAGCUUUAAAUUUUCAAAUCAAACAUCAUCUUGUUUGUUUUUAUUGCCUUCUUUUGGUCCAACAUUGUUCCCCAUGAAAUCGAUGUUUUUAGCAGAAGCAAAAGACAAACGAAUUGAAUAUGAAGUGACAUGCCAAAGCAGCAGGUGAUGAUUGCAAUAUCCGAGCUUAUUAUGUUAUUUGAAUGGGUUAUGUUUCAGCUAAAUUCUAAUGUUUUUCCCCCUGUUCUGACUUCUGAGCACAAUGUUGGUUUGACAUAGAGCUGCCCUCAUAAUUUUCGUUCAUGUGUCAUUGCAAAUUGUCAUUUCCAGAGGAAAAUAACUGCAGCUUGAAGAAAAUUUUGAAGCUGGAAGAUCCUGCUCAGAAUUCAAGACUCGGACUUUUGGUAGGGACUAUAAUUUAUACAAAAUCUAUCAAAGCUUUUCCAAUUGUUCAGCCUUGAAGAGCUGAUCUGGAGUUCUGGACAUGAAUGUGUUCUUGAGGUUGGCGAAUACUCUCUCUUUAAUCUUCUGUUACUGUCUUUUUGAUACAUUCUUUAGCGCCUUAUUGUUCUAGUCAUUGAAAAUUUGUUUCUACAAUGACUGAUUGAUAAUAUGCAUUAGGAACCCACCUCCUUCGUUUUCUCACCCUCAACAGAAACUUGAGUAUAUUCUUAGAUAGUUUCUGCAAAUCUUGCUGUCAUAUCUCGCAACAGUCAUACAAGUUUUCUGUUGUAUUCUGUUACAAUGAGAGAGCAUACCUCAAGAAAUCAUCGACAGCCAUGAUUUGCAAGCAAUCACCUUGGACUAUAGAAGGGAAUGCCAACAGGAUGACAUAGUUGAUUCCCUAACACCAGCAGUUUUCUGAGCUUCAUCAAACAACCUCUGCCACUGAUGUCCUGAUGUCCAAUAGUGCCUUCAGUUUUUGCAUUUGUUGAGAUUGUUAGGUGAUGGGCUAUUUUAGAUUUUCAGUGACAGGUUCUAUCGGAACUAGAUACCUUGCAGAAAAGUCCUAUGUUCCUUUAAAGCAGUAUGCCGGAAACAAGUUUAGGGUUUCCUUAUUGAUGAUAGCCACGAUAUAAAUUGAGUGAUGAUAUUGACAGGGACCUUGAUACGGAGCUCGAGCUUAUAACUAGGACGAUAUCAAUUGAGCGAUGAUAUUGACAGUGACCUUGAUACAGAGCUCGAGCUUCUAACAUAAUGCAUAGAAAAGAGACCCUUAAUCAAGAAACUCUUCCCUCCCUCCAUCAAUGUCUCCCGUUAUUGUCUUUUCAAUAUUUCACAUAAGUUGCAUCCAACAAAUGAUGAGUAGACUUGAGCUGAAUAUUGUGUUGCAUUAUAACAAAAUCAAGCAUGUUCACGACUCUUGACAGGUUGCCUCAGUGCCUAAAAAAUAUUCCAUCCUAGUUAAUAUAUUUUGUCCAAAGGUAGCUAAAUGAGGAUACAGCCUUACCUCCGGAUCAUAGAGAGGCUGUUAUAUGGCUUCAACCUUGCAUGCUUAAGCUUCAAUGGAGAGAAACUUGACGACUACACCAGAGCUGAACACGGAU
Messenger RNA from Tripterygium wilfordii, 3502 nucleotides. RefSeq lists its product as uncharacterized. The transcript is spliced from 2 exons. Lineage: Eukaryota; Viridiplantae; Streptophyta; Magnoliopsida; Celastrales; Celastraceae. The record is from RefSeq and is a predicted model, not a curated record. The coding region runs from base 122 to 1786 and encodes 554 amino acids.